Messenger RNA from Pelobates fuscus (common spadefoot toad), 3014 nucleotides. RefSeq names its product patatin-like phospholipase domain-containing protein 2. The record is from RefSeq and is a predicted model, not a curated record. The transcript is spliced from 9 exons. Gene Ontology annotation, biological process: triglyceride catabolic process; lipid homeostasis; positive regulation of triglyceride catabolic process. The coding region runs from base 161 to 1660 and encodes 499 amino acids. Lineage: Eukaryota; Metazoa; Chordata; Amphibia; Anura; Pelobatidae. Gene Ontology annotation, molecular function: triacylglycerol lipase activity. Gene Ontology annotation, cellular component: lipid droplet; cytoplasm; membrane.
CUCCCCCUUAAUACCCCACUGGCAACCUUCCCCCUCCUCUAAUGACCCGCUAACCUGAACCCUCCUCUCUGACUCCCCUUUCACCUACUGCCCCCCUCCUAAACACUCUGUUAGUGUGCCUUCCCCAUACCGGUCUGCUCUCCCGGUCUCUGCCGCCGAUAUGUGGGACUUACAGCGGGGCUGGAACCUGUCUUUCGCCGGCUGCGGGUUCCUGGGGGUGUACCAUGUGGGGGUGUCCAGCUGCCUGCAGGAGAGAGCCCCCCGACUCAUCACAGAGGCCACCAAGAUCUAUGGGGCAUCGGCGGGGGCCCUGAACGCGGCCGCCCUGGUCUGUGACUGCUGCCUGGCUGAGUGUUGCUCUGAUGUCAUGGAAGUCGCCAAAGAAGCCAGAAAACGGAAUCUGGGUCCGCUACACCCUUCAUUUAAUUUGGUGAAGAUCUUAAAGAAUGGACUGUAUCGAAACCUGCCUGCAAACGCCCAUGAGCUGGCAUCGGGCAGGCUGUGUAUCUCACUCACACGGGUCAGUGAUGGGGAGAACGUGCUGGUAUCGGACUUCAACUCCAAAGAGGAACUAAUCCAGGCAUUAAUCUGCAGUGCCUUUGUACCUAUUUACUGUGGGCUCAUUCCCCCAACUUUCAGAGGAGUGCGUUAUGUUGAUGGUGGCAUUAGCAACAACUUGCCUGAGUACGACUUAAAAAACACAAUCACUGUGUCUCCAUUCUCCGGGGAAUCCGAUAUCUGCCCGAGGGACAACUCUGCCAACUUUCACGAGCUGAGAGUGACCAAUACGAGUAUUCAGUUCAGUUUGGCGAAUCUCUACCGCUUAACACGCGCACUCUUUCCACCCGAACCCAAAGUCCUUGGAGAGCUGUGUCAGCAGGGAUACAAUGAUGCCCUGAGGUUCCUACAAAGAAACAAUCUCUUAAGCACGCCGCCAUCUCCUACUACUGAUGUGCCGUUGCAAGAGCCUGAGACCUUAACACCAUCCCGCUGCUCGAGCCCAGACUGCAGGGUGCCCCCCAAGGCAGAGGAGAAAAAGGAUACGGAGACAAAACAGCUGGUAAAAUCCACACCAUGGCCCCUGGAUAAGAAAAUUAUUGAGAAGCUGCCACCUCGUCUGCUUAAAGCGCUGCAUGAGGCGUGUAAAGAGAAAAGCGGGCUAUAUCACCAGAUAUCCGGCCUCCUGCCUCUGCGGGUCGCUUCCUACAUGGUCCUACCUUAUACCUUACCCGUGGAAUCAGCAUAUUCUUUAGCAAUGAGGUUAGUGGAAUGGCUUCCUGAUAUACCAGAUGAUGUUCGAUGGAUGCAAGCACAGAUGCUUUCUGUCGCUGGCGCAGUGUAUUAUCAGGCGAGAAAACGUCUGCUUCCUAUCAAAAGACCACCUGCCCACAGUACACUGCGCAAGUGUCUGAGCCUACCUCCUCAGCUUUAUCAAACAUCGUCUUACCUGUCGCCCAAUAACUUCUCUUCCACUGACCUGGAAGGUUGGGUUUUUGAUUUCUCCAGCCCUUCAAGCCAGAGUUAUCUUCUGAAUUCUGAAGAUCACACAAGGGCUCUUACCUUCUCCUCGUGUACAAGCCCCUCUCCAGGCUCUGAAGACUCAGGGGUACAUCUAAGCUUCUCCAGUGAUGACCUGGACUCUUCUUUUAGCCCUUUCUAGGUUUUACUAGAAAAAAAGUAUAAGAAAUGUAAUAAAUAAGUAAAAAAUCUGGUGCUGAAAUGCCCACUGCUUAAUGGGCUGUAAUUGCGAUAUAGUCACAAAUGGUAACUAUACAGAAUUUGCAUUGAUCCCAAUAAUUCAGUGUUGUCUUACAACAGAUACAUUUAGCAAAGAACAUCUACAGUGACAAGCUGAGCGGGACCUUUUUUUUUUUUUUUUAAACAAUAUGAAGGAUUUUCAAAAAUCUGAGAAAGAAACCAUUACUAUGGUCUUUAUACGACAAACAAAAAUCCAACAUUAUUCAUCUAUACCAGAAAAUGGCCAGACCCAACUCUUGAUACCAGAAAAUGGCCAGACCCAGCUCUUGGUGGCCAACAGCUUCCAAUAGCAAACUUGGUGAAAGUUCUAAAGCUUUCCUUUGCUGGUCUCUUUGAAUUGCUGGGUUGGACAUUACUGCUGCUAUCUAAUCUUUCGGGUGCUGCUUCUCAACUCAGUGUUUUUCAGAAAAUGGCUUCCUAAAGGAGAGAGGACCCUUUGGUCACCAGUCCCUCGCUACCUCCUAUGUCUAGUUGGACUUGAAACGAUCUUGGUGUGUUAGAAAUUACAUUCACUUUGUUAAUAUGAGUGAUUGCACCAGCUUCUCAAUUCUGAGACCAAUCCUGAAACGUAUGUUCCAUGUCUUAAUCUCCGAAGCUUUGUUUGAACAAAUGUAAAUAAUAAUGAAUUAAUAUGUUGAUGAUAUUCCGAAUUACCUCACUUGUGUCAAGUAAGCUGGGCUUUUACAAAUAUUGCGUAUAGUUAUUUUUAUAAAACUAGAGUAAACUUCUACACUCCCACAGAAUGAGCAGUUCAGUAAAAUGGGAACCUGUUAAACCAAUUUAGGUCUCACACCACACCAGCACUUUAUAACUUCAGCAAUUCUUGCUUUGUGAGAUAUGGUAAUCACACUCAGGAGACAUACGAUAAGUCUCUGAAAUGGGGCUGAAUACAUUUAAUAAAAUCAAGCUCCGAAUAGUCGUGAUUUUUAAGUCGGAAAUUAAAGUCCAAUGCCUUGCAUUUCAUCCGGAAUGUUUUGGGAGCUUGUCUUCACAUUGGGAUCUAAUACAUUUAAACUUAAUUUGAAGGGAACUGCAAAACCUCAGACUGACAAGUGUGACUUUUAGGUUUUUUUUUCCUCCAAAAAUUUGUGUAAUAUUUUUGUCCUUUUCUUAAUAUGAUAUCUUGGUGCCUCUGUUUCCUUAAAUCUUUUUGUAUUCUUAAAAUAUGUCUAUUCCUAAAAUGCAAUGAUUUAAAAAUCAAACCUUUUUGACAUUGUUGAUCUCAACCAAAAAUAAAUUGAAAGUAUGUAUUUAAA